Molecule: messenger RNA, 703 nt
Organism: Fulmarus glacialis (Northern fulmar)
Lineage: Eukaryota; Metazoa; Chordata; Aves; Procellariiformes; Procellariidae
Product: protein unc-80 homolog
Exons: 5
Biological process (GO): monoatomic cation homeostasis
Cellular component (GO): axon; cation channel complex
Molecular function (GO): monoatomic cation channel activity
Source: RefSeq, a predicted model, not a curated record
UGCAUUUUUAAGACCUAAACUGGGGAAACAAUAUGAAGCUUCCUGUGUGUCUUUUGAAAGAGUUUUAGUAGAGAACAAGCUGCAUGGCCUUUCUCCAGCUCUCUCUGAAGCCAUCCAGAGCAUUUCUCGCUGGGAACUUGUCCAAGCUGCGCUCCCACAUGUGCUGCACUGCACCGCAACAUUGCUCUCCAACCGAAACAAGCUAGGACAUCAGGAUAAGCUUGGAGUAGCUGAAACAAAGCUUCUUCACACUCUUCACUGGAUGCUGCUGGAGGCCCCUCAGGACUGCAGCAAUGACCGAUUUGGAGGAGACAGAGGCUCUAGUUGGGGAGGGAGCAGUAGCGCCUUUAUCCACCAAGCUGAAAAUCAGGGAUCACCAGGACAUCCCCGGCCCAGUGCCGUGAAUGAUGAUGAGGAGAAUAACAGAAGGAAGUUCUUCCAGAACUCCAUGGCCACAGUGGAGCUCUUUGUGUUCCUUUUUGCUCCCCUUGUCCACAGGAUUAAAGAGUCUGACCUGACGUUUCGGUUGGCUAGUGGCCUUGUUAUUUGGCAGCCUAUGUGGGAACACAGGCAGCCUGAAGUUUCUGCCUUCAACGCCCUUGUAAAACCAAUCAGGAACAUCGUUACAGCUAAGAGAAGUUCUCCCACCAACAAUCAGAGCGUGACUUGUGAAUCCCCUAAUCUGGACAGUGGACAUACCGAG